GCUAAAAUGAAACCAGCUGCAUCAUUGAGACCUGAGAAGUGAAGUCCAAGAGAGCUAUCCAAGUCUGUUUUCAUCUAAAUGGCGACCGCAGAACCUGCACCAGCCUGGUGGAAACUGACUUUCCUGCGUAAGAAGAAAUCGGAGCCGAAAGUGUUGUACGAAAUCCCUGGAGACCACAGCAGCAACGCCGGGGAGACGCCCGGGACACCCGACGCAGCUGCGGACAGCCAGUUUAACGCCCGCUUGGAACGCAUCGUGGAUAAAACGGCGACAAAGGGACGCCAUGUGAAAGUCUCACAUUCGGGCCGGUUUAAAGAGAAGAAGAGAAUCCGCUCUACGCUAGCAGAAAACCCUGACCUGUUCCCUGAGGCAGAAACAACGACUAAUGAGAAUAAUAAAAGUGGAAAAUAGAGUCACUGUGUAAACAUAGAGUCACUGUGCGUGAAGCAGCUCAAGAGGGCCUUGGCCUAUGCAGCACUCUUCCAUUGAUGUCCUCUGCAGUUUACAAUCACCCGAGGUUGAGCCUGAAGCUAGAAAAGGACCGCUGAAUUAGUGACAGAUCUAUACUAAUGUUUGAGAACAAAGACAGGCACAAACCUAAAGAUCAGGUUUCUUCACAGAUACGCACGGCAGGACUGCAUUGUGGUCGUCUGAUGAAAGGCUGACAGUUAGCAAAUGUUUAGCCAAGAGAAAUCCACUGAGAGAGAAUCAAAUCAAUCAUAUAUCAGCACAAGAAAUCAGUAAUGUUUUGAUUAUUCUAGUUUCCUCUAUUUUAUAUAGCAAAAACUACAAUUGCAGCUACAGCACUUUCGAUUCAAUAGGGAUA
Sinocyclocheilus rhinocerous is the source of this 826-nucleotide messenger RNA. RefSeq names its product proline-rich protein 15-like protein A. The record is from RefSeq and is a predicted model, not a curated record. Bases 79 to 411 code for a protein of 110 amino acids. The transcript is spliced from 2 exons. NCBI's taxonomy places the organism in Eukaryota, Metazoa, Chordata, Actinopteri, Cypriniformes, Cyprinidae.